Molecule: messenger RNA, 930 nt
Organism: Aaosphaeria arxii CBS 175.79
Lineage: Eukaryota; Fungi; Ascomycota; Dothideomycetes; Pleosporales
Exons: 1
Coding region: 93-695 (200 amino acids)
Source: RefSeq, a predicted model, not a curated record
CACAGAUCUCGUUCCUCAAGAUCGAGCACUGACGUGGACGAUCAUAUCAAGAGUUCAGAUUUGUCUACACGAGUCUUUGCAAGGAUAGAAGCAUGCGUAUUCGCGAGAAAAGGUACGUUUCCAUAUCCAGAGGGUAUCUAUAUAUCAACCGAGAUCCUACAUCACAAUGUCUCCUCCACAUAUUCCAUCCUCAACCUCUGAACCCAUCACUCAAUCUCCCAUCACCUCGCUCCCUCCUCAACCCCCACAACCACCUUCUCCUUCCCCUUUCCCUUCUUAUCCUUCCCGCCACCGCCAACCCACUUCCUCCACCCCUCCCCCUCAAGCGGCGGCAACUCCACCGCAUUCCCACCCUCCUCCGCCCUCCUCACCCUCUCAAUCUGCGCCUCCCUCUUCCCCCUCUUGACAUACGGAUUCCGCGCCUCGCUGCUGAAACAACAGCACUUCCGCCUGCCCCAGCCGAGGAGCCUCACCCGGGAGGAAGGGAUCGCGAAGGCGACGAGCAGGCCAAGGACGAGCGCGCCGACGAGCGCGAUGGGGAUGGCCCAGAGGUAUUGCUCUUUGUGGAGGGGCUUUGUUUGGAAGGGGGAGUCGGGGUCGGCGCGGGGGAGGAUAUGGCGGUGGGGGAGUGGCAUGUUGUGAUAAAAUUGUUGGAGUAUGUGUAUGUGUGCGUGUUGCGUUUUCACUCCGAGUAGAUGGUGGGUCGGAAGAUGUCGAAUUGAGUUUGUCAGGCCGUUCUACUCUCUGAUCUCUUUCCUUGCUCUUUCAAAAAACAAUGAAAGGUUGAAUGGCUCUUUCUCUUUCGCUUUGCACGCGCUCGCUCCUCGAAUGCUCAGCCGUUUUCAAUCCACCGGAUCAGGACAAACACAAAAUCCAAUUGCCUUCUUUUUCUUCUUCCUUUCACAGAUUGGCUCAAGGGACGCAGUGUCG